Paramecium pentaurelia is the source of this 1424-nucleotide messenger RNA. The record is from the annotation of a GenBank genome assembly. NCBI's taxonomy places the organism in Eukaryota, Ciliophora, Oligohymenophorea, Peniculida, Parameciidae.
UAUGUUAGGACUUCUUCGUACUCUAAGUCAAUCAAGAUCAAUCAAUGGAGAUGCAUUUGAAUCAUUGUCCAUACUGAUAAAAAAUAAUAGAUAAGCUGACAUAUUAGUUACUAAUUUAUUAUUUCGACCAAUGAUUGUAUUCCUAAAACCAAAAUACUAUCGAAUAUUCAUGCAAUAAUAUUAAGAUUAUAGUAAAUUCCAUAUGAUAGUUGACAAAAGAUUGAUAUCAAAAGGCAUGCUUAUGGAAGAAGGAGCAAAGUGGAAGUAAUAAAGAAAUCUUUUAGGUGCUCAUUUCGAAUAUAAUAAGCUAAUUAACCUUAUACCAAUGAUAAAUGAUGUAGCCUAAAAGAAAUUGGCUAAUUUACCAAAUGAAAUAUUCCCAGCUAUGAAUAUAGCCUCUUCAAUUACAGGUGAAGUUGUACUCAAGGCCUUUUUUGGUGAGGAUAUUGCUAAAUUAAGUCUUAAUGGACAAGAUCCUUCAUUAUGUGUCACAUAAUUAAUCACUCGAUUUGGAUAAUUAAUUACUGAGUCUAGAUUCUUUCAAAUAAAGAGAGCAUUACUUGAAGAAAAAGUAUUCAGUGUAUUUCCAAGAAAAAUAGAAUAAGAUUUAUAUGAAUUAAAUACUAUUAUGCUUGAUCAUAUGAAAAAGGCAAUAAAAAGUAGAAUGGAAAAAUUAAAAAAUUGUAAGAAUAUUGAACAUCAGGAUUAUCUAGAUGUUUAUUUAGAUGUUUACUUAAAUAAAAAUGAUUCUAUGAAUCCUCCCAUAACUGAAGAUGAAAUUCUAUAAUAAUCUAUAACACUUUACUUUGCAGGAACUGAAACUACUGCUAAUUUAGUUACUACAGCUUGUUAUUUCUUAGCUGAAAAUCAACAACUUUAAGAAGAAGUUUAUUAGGAAAUACUUGGAGUAUUAAAUGGAGAAUAAAUAAUCACUGCUAAACACUUAUAAAAUCUAUAAAAAGUUACAGGAUUUUUAAUGGAAUGUCUUCGAUUAAAACCAGUUGCUCCUAUGUUAAUAUCUAAACAAGCAUAAAAGGAUAUAUAUAUUAAUGAUAUAUUCAUUAAAAAAGGUAGAUAUUUGAUAAUAUUAAUGUAUAGGAUGGUAUGUUAAUUAUAUGGUAUUAUCAAAUGCAUAAAAUAAUAAAUACUUUUCUAAUCCAACAUAGAUUGAUAUUACAAGAUGGAAAUCUGAUGGGACUCUAAAUGAUUCAACUAUUGAUCCAUUUGCCUUUGUGCCAUUCUCAGCUGGAGGUAGAAAUUGUAUUGGACAAUAUCUUGCCAUAAUUGAGAGUAAAAUUGUCAUCUCAAAAAUACUGUUAAAUUAUAGAUUAAAAUUAAAUGAGAAAAUUAAAAGAGCAGAGUGGAUAGCUAAAAUUACUUAUGGUUUAUCAAAUCAAGAUUACAUAAAAUGGGAGACAAGAUGA